Messenger RNA from Zea mays, 2411 nucleotides. RefSeq lists its product as uncharacterized. Bases 464 to 2119 code for a protein of 551 amino acids. The transcript has 5 exons. The record is from RefSeq and is a predicted model, not a curated record. NCBI's taxonomy places the organism in Eukaryota, Viridiplantae, Streptophyta, Magnoliopsida, Poales, Poaceae. Gene Ontology annotation, biological process: cortical microtubule organization. Gene Ontology annotation, cellular component: cortical microtubule.
ACUGGGAUCAGGCGUUCACUGGGCCCACAUUUGAUUAAAAAAAACAACCACCAGGGUCGGAGGGUCCAAUAUUUACCGCCCCGCGAUUCGAAAAAAUCAUCAAAGGAAGGGAAGAGAAGUCUGCAGAGGAAGAAAAGAGAGCGAAGGGGGUUAAACCGCGGACCGCGGAGGCGGAGCAAAGCACACGCCAUCCAUCCCUGGCCCGUCUGCCGUCGCAGUCCCAGUCGCCCUCCUCUUCGUCUGUGGUCUCCACCCCGCGCACACGCACAGUUCGUCGACGCGAGCGAGGGCCAGCCGUCCAGGGCACGGAAGUGGGAGCCCGCAGCUUCUCGUCGGCGGGGGGUGGGGGCUGAGGUGAGCCACUCCCCUCCCCGCUUAUUCGGAUCCUCUCUCGCCCAAUCCCCCGGUCGCGGGAGUGAUCUAGUGGUUUCGUGGUCUGCGGCGCGGCGGGGCGGGGUUCGAGAUGGAGGACUUGCUGAACACGGAGAUCGGGAAGAACGACUAUGACUGGCUUCUGACACCCCCUGGAACACCUCGUGAUCCUACAUUAGAUGCUGCUGAGAAAGCUCCAUCAUCAAUUGUGACUAAACAUACUGUUACCAGAUCAUCCUCGACAACUAGAGCAUCUAGGCUUUCCACUUAUGAGACAGAGAAUGGGCAUUUGACAUUUCCCACUAGGCCAGCACGGAGUAUAUCUGUCUCUUGCCGGGCAGUUCAAUCUACACCAAACAACAUCAGGUCAUCAAUCGUCAAUGCAAACAUUUCCUCUGUUAAUUCAAGAUCUACAACCCAAAGCAAGCGGACAGCCACUCUUACUGCAUCAAAGCCAUCUGUUGCAUCGUCACGUCCAGUGCCAACACGGUCCUCUACACCUGUCGAAGCCCGUCUGUCUACACCAACCCAUACUCAUCCAUCUACUCCAGUGAAAAAGCGUCCUUCUGUGUCCAACUCUAUGGCCAACUCCGCUGUUCCCAAGAACACGUCAGCACCAUGCUCAAGAUCAUCAACUCCAACCUCUCGGUCUCGAACCUUGUCCAGUUCAUCUUCAAGCAGUACAAGUGCAGUGAGCCGUCCCAGCUCAUCCUCUGGUAAAGUUCCUGCAAUAACUUAUAGCAGUUCUUCAUCAAGUACAGUUUCUUCAGUGAGCCGUUCUAGCUCUCGGUCAUCCACACCCACUCGUCAGCCUGCCAUGCGUUCAUCAACACCAUCUGCUAGGCGGAUUUCUGGCAGCAAUAACAUGACAUCUAAUGGCAGACCCUUAGCCAGCAGUGGUCGGAGUUCAGCACCUUCCUCAGCGCCAUCAUCUCGUCCAAGUUCCCCAAAUAUACGGACGCAAGCUCCAGUUCACCCACUAGGUAUUCCAGAUUUUCCAAAUGAAACUCCACCAAACUUAAGGGCUAAACUGCCAGAACGACCACUCUCUGCUGGUAGAGUACGGCCAGGUAUUACUUCUGGUGUCAGGUCAACCCCAAAUCCUGAACCGGUCCUCUCAGUCACUGUAAAAAAGAUGUCUGUACCUGCUAUUACUCGAAGUAAGUUCUCAGAUGUACAAUCAAAGACAUCUCUUACCAAUAGUCACCAAAGUAGGCCGAGCGAAAGAUCUCUUUUGGAAGGUCAAACAACUAGAACUUCGCGGUCUGUCGCAGCUGCAGACAAUGGAUUCGGUAGGACGAUAUCGCGGAAGUCACUUGACAUGGCUAUCAGGCAUAUGGACAUUCGACAAAAUUUGGGUGGCAUCCGUGGUGCAUCUCUAUUCCCUCAUAGCAUUCGCUCUACUACUACCAAGAGCCGGCCAGCUAGAGCCUCAGAUCCAGGCCAUUGCAUCUCAAAUGGUGACCGAUGCUUCACAGAUAACGGCAGUAGCAACGGGCACUUCUCUGGAGAUUCUAAUGGCACUCUUUCACACAACGGCGGCAGCUCAAUUGGUUCCCCUGAUAGUGGAAAAAAAGAGGUUCUGAGUGAACUGGAUAUAUAUGCCAAUUCACGAUACGAUGCGAUGUUGCUGAAGGAGGACUCCAAGAACAUGAGUUGGUUGCACAGCGUGGACGACAAGUCUGACCAGAGCCCAGUGUUUGAUCAUAGGUUCGAGCCGCUCCCUGAGCCAUUCGGUCCGCUAUGAGCUGUUUAUACUAGUCAUAAAGAUUCCACUCGCUUUGUUCGUCACUUGCUGUUAAAGGUUUUAUGCUUGUCUCUUUCUGUUUGGCCUAUCUCCCCCAUCUUUUUUAUAGAUCUGCUAGGGCAGAUAAAGAUCGUGGGGUUUGUACUUGUUCUCCUUUGAUAGCUGGAGUCUCGAUUUCGAGUGACUUGUGCGGGAAUAACAUAUAUACUCAAUCCCCAUCCUUGGCUAUCAUUUUGAUUAUAUGUUUGAAGUUUCAACUGUUUGCAGUUGGAUGAUGUGGAUCAUAAAACCA